Parnassius mnemosyne (clouded apollo) is the source of this 4441-nucleotide messenger RNA. NCBI's taxonomy places the organism in Eukaryota, Metazoa, Arthropoda, Insecta, Lepidoptera, Papilionidae. The record is from the annotation of a GenBank genome assembly.
AGUCACAUCUCGGACGCAGUGUAGUGUGGGUGUGUAAUUCCUAUAGUUUGACAUUUUGCGACAUUAGUGAACAUCGGGUCGGGAGAUGCUUGAAGCAGCUCAAGCGAUAUUUCAUCGAAUAUCCGAAACAUUUGGAAUAGAAUGGGCGCCGAUGAACCUCCCAAUGUCGCGUCGACUGCAGACCCUCGCUGCCACUGGAUGGAUAUGUCUCGUACUGUUCGGUGAAGCAGUCACCAUUUUUCUAUACAUCAGUGUACUGUACUCCUCGCUCUGGUGGUUGGCGUUGCUGUACGCGGUGUGGAUGUUAAUGGAUAUCGAUGCACCGAACAAAGGCGGUCGUAGGUUCGAAUGGGUGAGAAACUGGGUCUGGUGGCGAUACUACCGGGACUAUUUUCCAAUAAAACUGGUCAAAACUGUCGACUUAGAUCCGUCAAAGAAUUAUCUCUUCGCUUGUUUCCCUCACGGCGUGGUCUGUUCCGGGGCUUUUGGAGCGUUCGCAACAAAUGCACUGGACUUCUAUAAGACGUUCCCUGGAAUGACAUGCCAUAUGAUUACAUUAGGUGGCCAUUUCUUGGUCCCGCUCUUCAGAGAUUUUAUUAUGGCUUUGGGUAGUUGCUCUUCGUCUCAAGAGAGUCUUCUGUACCUGCUGGACAGGAGGAGACAUGCUGGAAAAUGUGUGACCCUGAUUGUCGGCGGCGCUGCUGAGGCGCUGGAUUCUCAUCCGGGCGAAUACAAAGUGAUCCUCAGUAGAAGAAAGGGAUUCGUACGUGUUGCUAUGAAGUCUGGAGCCCCCUUGGUUCCUGUAUUUUCUUUCGGUGAAACAAAUGUAUUCCGUCCGUUGAACAACCCACGGGACAGUCUGCUGCGGAAGUUCCAAGAGAAAGUCCGCGAGCUCACAGGCAUUUCCCCAAUGUUCCCUAUCGGCCGAGGCAUUUUCCAGUACUCUUAUGGUGUUGUGCCAUUCCGGUCUCCAGUCACUACUGUUGUUGGAGUUCCCAUGGAAGUGGAGAGAAACCUUGAUCCUACUGAUGAGGAAGUGGACGCUGUACAUGCGGAAUUUACGAAGCGACUUGUUGAGUUGUUCGAGACAGAGAAGUCAAAAUACUCAAAGGAUCAUAAGAAUAUGAAUCUAGUUAUAACUUAGUGAUGUCAAUGCUGUAAACAUAUUAUUUAAGAACCUGUGAGAAAAGAAGAUACCGCAACAAACAAAGAGUAACAGAUCUAUUAGAAAGAUAAAAAUAUAAUAGAAUAGAAAGAUUAUUUCUAUUCUAUCUUUCUUGUGGUACAUUUUAAAACAUGCACGCAUUGGAAUAAAGAGAGUGCAAACUUAUUAUAUUCAUUUUCCCGUGAUAAUUUUUUUUUUGGUGAAGGUAUACCAUUUGUUACUUAAUCCAGUUAAUAAACGUGGUUUAUCUGUGAGAUAAAUAUCAACCAAGUCUAUUUAGGCGUUUGUGCGUGAUGAAGGAAUAAACAUCUAAACAUUUUUACAAACUUACAUUUAUAAUAUUAGUAUGGAUUUGGGCGUUCUAAAGUUCAGAAAUCAACCGAGACAGCAAGACAAAUCCAUAAUUUAUAGGAAAAAAAACAAAUAACACGGUAUUCCAUCCUAUUAUAAAUAGUAAGGCUCUUAGGCUUGAAAAAGAGGUCAAAGUUUUCAAUCUCACAUGUAUGAAGUGUUUUUUUUGCGUUUUAUAGAAGGUUCCAAACGAACAUGCGGCACCUGAUGAAUUGCAGAUUUGUCAGUCUUUUAAAAAGAAGUUUCUUGAAGACACAGGCUCUCUUCGUUCUGUUUUGUAAUUAUAAUGUACGUUCUAAGUAACGCUCUCAAAAAAGAGGAAACCUGUGCUCAAUCGUAGAAAGUAUGCAAGCUGUUACGUUAUUUUGUAAUAGUGUUUCCUUUAGACAUAGACAAAGACAUAUUUUAAUAGCAUCGAUGCAAUCAGAGAAAUAUAUUACACUAUAAAAAUAAAUUAUGAAUGUAUAUUAUUAAACUCAUGUACGUUAUAAACUUACAAAGGAGAUAAAUACAAAAUCUGUUAUCCGUGAAUGCGCGCACGUAUAACCACAGAAUAAUAUGUAGUACUGGUAUCAGUUUGUACAUUCGUACAUUUGUGAGAUUUGGACUAUCUUCGUUUACCUCGAUAGUACAGGAAUUUCGUUCAUUAGCUCAACGAACACUCGCAUUGCGAUUGUUUAACUCUGGUAGAAAUCGUUGUUGACUUCGUUUUAAAGUUUGUAAACGUGUCAGUAUCGAUUACAAGUAGAGUUAUUACAUUAUUAUAUUAAUAUCUUAUUUUAAGUUACAAUAAUAUCGUAACGUUGUUACGGAGUGAUUUCCGAACCAACAAUUUUCAAACGAUUUCUACACACUACUGGUUAUGUUUUCAUUAAGUGUAAUUACGCAGAUUUUUUUAUAUUUUAAUAAACUUUAGCUUGCAGAUUAAAACAAUAAAAUGUACCAAAUAUUAUAUAUUGCUCAAUAUAGUUUUAGAGAUUUUGUAAGUAAGGUAAUAAUAGGUUUUAAAUUUAAUUAGUUAAACGUAGGUAUUCGUAAGUCAAAAUAAUUAUUUUUAAAUGUGCUGCCGGUUGAUGGUAAGAGCUAAGUUCCUUAUUACAAGAUGUAGAUAUUUUAUAUAUAAUGGUAUAAACAUUUAUGUAGGUUUUAUAAUGGUGUUUUUUGUAUACGGGUAAUUAAUAAUGUAGCAUUUAUUUAAAAUAUACCGUACAGACCUAACUCUAGCUACAAAAGUACUAGAACUACUUCAAGUUCAAUAAAAACAUAAUCAGGUAAAACUGAACCUCCAAUUGACGAUCAAUCAAUAGUUUUGAUUUACAAGCGCCUUUUAAAAGCGCAAGACUUGUGUAACGCAAUAAAGGGAAUUAAUUUUUGAAUUAAAAAAAAAGAGGCUCAGUGUAGGUACUUUUUUGACUCGGACACAAGAGAAAGAAUAAAAUAAUUAUAACUUUUAACAAAAAGUAAAAACUGUCUUCCAAUUGCUAAAAAAGAAGUUAUUUAUUUGAUAUCCUUAGGUGUGGAAUUUUCUCUCCAAAUUCAUAUGGGACCAACCUCGAUACACCCGAGUUGAGAACCUCCUCUUUUUUGAAGUCGGUUAAAAUAAAGUAACAUUUCCAGUAGCCGCAGCCCCCUCAACACGUAACAGGGGGUAAGAAUCCUACUCCUGGGUUUUGGAUCUGAAUUAAUUCAUUGCAGCCGAUUAGAGUCCACAUAGGCCUCCUCAUACAAUGCCUCAAGGGAGGUAUUUGGUAUAGUUGCCACACUUGGCAGCCGGUUUGACAACCGCAGCUUAAUCUCUAGUUGUUAUAACGCUGCUGCCCAUCUCCUGGUUCAGUUUCUCUCCCAGUCAUCCAUUACGACACCUACAGAAUGAUAUAUAGGGUAUAUAUAGGGUAGUUAGUUUACGUGGUAGAGCCAUGCUGCAGCUAUAUUAGUAGUAUAGUUGUAGCACGAAUGGGUCGGCUCGACCGGGGAAGGACCACGCGCUCACAGAAUACCAACGUAAAAUAGCAGCUUAACGCUGCUGUUUCGUAUGGUGAUUCUAGAGAACCGGAGACCAAUUUUACUGGAAAAGAGGCAUUCCAUCUUAGUCCUCACGGGUGACAACGCAUCUGCAUUUUGAGACUUUAUUGCGGAUAGAUGUAGAUGUCUAUGGGUCACAGCAACCACUUACCAUCAGGUGCAUCGUGUACUCGUUUGUCACCCUAUCCUAUAAAAAAAAGUGAUGGUUCUGACGCCGCCAUUACAAGAUUAUAUGAAAAUAGUAUAAUAAUAAGUUAAAAUAAAUAACACUGUUAAAAUAUUAAUACUUAUUUGCACGUCCCAUUAUAUGUAGUUAUGUGGUGUGGUAUGUAGUAGAUUAAAAAUAGAGUUUUUUUUAUUUUUAUAUUAAUGCUUUCUUAAAUAAAUUACGUUUGUUUUUUGUUUUUGUUUAAAUAAAUUACAUUUGAUGUUUUUUUCAAAUAUAUUGUACUGAAGUACUCAAUCAACUCAACAUCGUUAUUAUGACGUGAAAUUCAGUAUGAAAUUUGUAUAAAACAUGUUUUAAGAAAUACAAUCACGGAUCUUGAUCAAUAAACUUGUUUUAAUUCAUAAAAUAUACCACAAUAAGCGAAUGAGACAGAACAAAUAACACGUAAUGGAAAGAACAGUCAAAUGAAGUUUAUUUAUUGUAGGGUAGAAUGUAAAAAACUUAGUGUGUUUGUCUCUAUGUACCCGUUCUACAAAAUAAAUAGAGCCGGGUAGAUCAGUGGCUAAGCGCUCGCAGUAAAUUUCAAAGUACGCGAGCAAUUUCAUUAGUGCCGGUGGGGUUCGAUCCCCACCGGCACUAAUGAAAUUGUUAAUUGCAAUUAUAAGCGCUGGUUUAACAUUUGUUCAGCGGUGAAGGAAAACAUCGUAAGAAAAAUAAAAUAAAGUAAAGUACGU